Erythranthe guttata (spotted monkey flower) is the source of this 789-nucleotide messenger RNA. RefSeq names its product cyanase (gene CYN). The record is from RefSeq and is a predicted model, not a curated record. Lineage: Eukaryota; Viridiplantae; Streptophyta; Magnoliopsida; Lamiales; Phrymaceae. Gene Ontology annotation, molecular function: cyanate hydratase activity; DNA binding.
CGAUUUUUGCUUCUACUGUCUGCUUGCCUUUUAUUAUCCUCAAUCGUCAUCAUCGAGAAGUAGCUGACAGCGGAAGAAUCCAAAAGCCGGCGAGCCGAAACAGCUAUGGAAACGCCAAGCGGCGGCGGCAAAGCCCGGAUCUCGGCUGAACUCCAAGCCGUGAAACGGGAAUCGGGGAAGACGUACAGUCAGAUAGCCGACGAGACCGGCUUGACCAACGUCUACGUGGCUCAGCUCCUCCGGCGCCAAGCUCCGCUCAAGCCGGAGACUGCCCCUUUACUCCGGUCAGCCCUGCCCGGACUGACCGACGCGCUCCUCCGUGAGAUGAUGCUGCCCCCUAUGCGUUCAUAUGACCCUAACUUAAUUCAAGAACCCACUGUUUACAGGUUGCAUGAAGCAAUUAUGCAUUUCGGGGAGAGCAUUAAGGAAAUUAUCAAUGAAGAAUUUGGCGAUGGCAUAAUGUCGGCCAUUGACUUUUAUUGCUCAGUCGAUAAAGUCAAAGGCGUAGACGGCAAGGAUCGUGCUGUUGUGACAUUCGACGGUAAAUAUCUGCCGUACACCGAGCAGAUUACUGAGCAUAUGAUGUCAAGAUUAAAGAAGCAAGAUGGCAAACCAGAGUGAACUUAGUUUACCUCUUAAAUAAAUACCCUAGCAUCCUUUGCUUUACUUUCUCCGGGGUUUUGUCGAUAAUGUUGUACAAUGUGAUUCUUGUUUAUCGUUUUAUUGUGUUUAUUUGACGAUAUGAAUUGUUUGGAAAAAUAAACACAUUUGUUAUUUAGUGCCGAUCGG